AUGGCUGCGAACGAAGAAAAUAUGGAGAAUCCGGUCGUCCAGAAAGAAGACGAGAACAAUGUGGCACGGGUCAGUUCAGAACAAAAUGUAUUUCCGGUCGGGAAAGUUAGCGAGGAACUGGACAGGGUAAUAAUCGGGAUUAUGCGACUGCCUAUUGAAGUGGAGGACGAGCUGACAGAUGCUCGUAUAGCGGAGAAGUAUAGAAAUCAGUUGAGGAAAGUGUUGAAAAAUCAAGUUGACUGGGCAAGUGAGAGGCUAGAGCGGCUCAAAGCAAGUGCGGUAGGGCUUAAGCUUUGUGGACAUGGAAAUUUCCAAACUUUGUAUGACAAGGGGAUAGAAAGUGCACAAUAG
Molecule: messenger RNA, 351 nt
Organism: Haemonchus placei
Lineage: Eukaryota; Metazoa; Nematoda; Chromadorea; Rhabditida; Trichostrongylidae
Source: the annotation of a GenBank genome assembly